GGCAUUCAAUUGAACGAUUGGAUUAUUUCAAGUAAAAAAGCACCUAUAUGCAAUUCAAACGAAAUGGAAAGAAUACAAAAAAAUUUUGGUUUACCACCACCUGAAAUGGUCUUUGGCAACAGUCGAGUGACGAUACAAUUUAAAAAUGAUUUUGAAUUGAAUCUGAACGCGUACGAUGCCUUGGCUAGGAUUGAUACGAGUUCCAGUAGUAGUGAAAAGAUCAAAGUGGCCUAUGCAGCAGAAUGGAAACGCAAAAGCGUAACCAAUUAUACAGAUAUUAAAGAUGUCGUGAAACCUUAUGAUUGGACUUACACCACCACGUAUCGAGGCACGACGAAUCAAACGUUUGAAACGUAUGAGGGUGACUCACUGAUCAACAUGGACCUGUUAAAGAAGCAAGAACCUAUUUUAUUUUAUGAUGAGAAUAUUUUGUACGAAGACGAAUUAGCCGAUAAUGGAACAGCCGUGUUAUCUGUGCGAUUGCGAGUGAUGCAAAGUUGCUUUUUGAUUUUGCAAAGAUUCUUUUUAAGAGUGGAUGAUGUUUUAUUCAGAAUCAAUGAUACAAGAAUAUUUCACGAGUUUGGAAAGGACCAUGUCGUGAGGGAAUAUCUAUCAAAAGAAGCGCAUUUCAAUGACAUUCGGCAGGUAAAAAACUCGGGGCGCAUGAUCAAG
Molecule: messenger RNA, 672 nt
Organism: Mycotypha africana
Lineage: Eukaryota; Fungi; Mucoromycota; Mucoromycetes; Mucorales; Mycotyphaceae
Product: TIP41-like family-domain-containing protein
Exons: 4
Biological process (GO): TOR signaling
Cellular component (GO): cytosol
Source: RefSeq, a predicted model, not a curated record